This is a messenger RNA of Myotis brandtii (Brandt's bat), 1152 nucleotides long. RefSeq lists its product as uncharacterized. The transcript is spliced from 6 exons. The record is from RefSeq and is a predicted model, not a curated record. The coding region runs from base 1 to 1152 and encodes 383 amino acids. NCBI's taxonomy places the organism in Eukaryota, Metazoa, Chordata, Mammalia, Chiroptera, Vespertilionidae.
AUGAAGAUGCUGCCGACCACCUGGAACGUUAGCCAACAUUUCCUCCAGCAGCUAAUGAAAUGCGCCCCUCACAGGCACAUCUGCGGCCUCUACGGGGCUGCUGCAGCUCUGGCAACCGCCGCCGACCCUCCCCAAUUAGGCUCUGCUCAAAAAAAAAAAAAAGAACUCUUUUGCAGAGACCAAGCCUCCCUCCCGGGCUGUCCGUGUUUUCCGUUUUCCUAUUUUAACGUUUGGGGAGAGUGGCAGGCGACAGAUGGUGGAGGUCAGAUCGAUGUGAUUGCAUUAGAUGACCCCCUCCCCUUCCCCACGCCGUUCUGGAAGCUCCAUCCGCGGAAGGCGAUCGCCGGGGACUCCGCCGUGGACUCAGCCGCACGAGGACCGGGUCCCCUCCCAGGGCUUGUUAACGCCGGACCGGCGCGCACCGGAGGCAAGCGGCUCCCAGCGCCCAGCCUGCCUCGCCGCCCAGCCCAUCGCGGACCCUCCGGCUCCUGCACACCAGCCCAGUCCCGCUGGAAACCUGGAUGUCGAGGGGCUCCUCGCUGCCAGGACUCUCCAUCUAAGCACCUGAGUGGGCUGGCCGAGUCGGAGGGGUGCCCAGCAGAGCGAGGGCAGAGGAAGGCUCUGGGGGGGCAGAAGAAUUGGAACCAGAGCAGCCAUUCGGCUGUGGGCAGGAAGCAGCCGCACAGAGCGCAGCUUUGGAUCCUUCUGGAGGGAAAUCGAGUUAUGGAUUAUGGUCCGGGUCAAGCUCAGCCCAGCCCAGCCCAGCCCAGCCAGGGGCGGGCUCAGCGGCAGCCAGAGUUGUGGCAGCAGCGGAGGUCCCCGCGCCGUGUUCCCUGCCUGCGCCUGCGCCCCGGGGAUGAGUCUCCAACAUCAGCACAUGGGCGAGAGGAAGAGGGAGCCGUCUCUCCUUCCACUUUCAGCUGUGUGGAGGUGGCUCCGAAGGAGGGAGGAGAAAGGGCUGGGGACGAGAAGGCGCCCCCAGGUUCCAGGAGGCUCGGCCAGCACCUCCUGGGACACCACAUCGCCUUCCUCCCCUGCCUCAUGGCUGCUGGUUGCGCACGGGCUGGGAAGACAAUUCCUCAGAAGUCCAAGCUGCAGGGGAAAAUGCGAAGCCCGGUGCUCUCCUUUGAGGCGCUCCCGGACCAGCUCUGA